Messenger RNA from Mucor mucedo, 2079 nucleotides. RefSeq lists its product as uncharacterized. The record is from RefSeq and is a predicted model, not a curated record. Gene Ontology annotation, molecular function: protein binding. The transcript has 2 exons. Lineage: Eukaryota; Fungi; Mucoromycota; Mucoromycetes; Mucorales; Mucoraceae. The coding region runs from base 91 to 2037 and encodes 648 amino acids.
GAACUAAUUUGGUUUUAUGUCUUUGUCACCCUUCUCUGUUCUUUCUCUUCUUUUACUUGACUUUUUUCAUUAUUCUUUACGUCUCAUACAAUGUCAGACACUUCUGAUUAUAGUGCUGAACAGCUCUAUGAAAGAGGAAAAGAACUCUACUGGCGCGAAGAAUUCGACUUGGCCUUGGAAAUUUUUAUGGAUGCCAUUGAUCAAUAUCAUCACCCAAACUCUUAUUACUAUGUGGGGAUUAUGCACCGCAAAGGAGAAGGCACCGCGAAGAAUUAUGCCAAAGCUCUAAAGUAUUACAUAAAAGCUGUAAAAAAAGGAGUAACGGCUGCCGUAAUGCCUAUCGCCCACAUAUUUUAUUCUGGCGGAUUUGGCGUUCAUCAAGAUUACAGAAAGGCAAUGAAAGUAUAUCUAUUUGCUGAUUCAAUUGCGUCCGAGUUUUAUGAUUCUGACAUAUCCAAGGCACAUUAUUUUAUUGGAACGAUGCACUAUAAUGGAUAUAGUACUCGUAUUGAUUAUAAUUCGGCUCUGAUGUGGUUCAAAUCUAGCGCAAAUAAUGGACAUAUGAAAGCUGCUUGUGGAGUGGCUAUAAUUUACCUAAACGGCAAUGAUGUCCCACGACAACCCAAGUUAGGCUUCAAAUGGCUGUUAAAAGCAGCUAAAGGAGGAAUAACAGAAGCACAAGAGGCUAUGGUAUAUUUUUAUCAAAUGUACAAUGAUCCACGCGACUAUAAAAAGUUAUUGUACUGGUUUAAAAAAUAUGCAGAUGCCCCCAAAAAAAAAACUAAGUUUUAUCGCAGUUUCUUUGAAAUGCAAUAUAUGGUUGGAAUUAUUUAUAAACGCGGACUCGAUGUUCCUGUUGACUUGAAUUUGGCUUUGCAUUGGAUCAAAAAAUCUGCGGCUGGUGGUUUUGAGUCGGGUAAACUAGAAUUAGGUUUGAUGUGUUAUUUUGACGGAAUAUUUGGCCCGAAGCAAGAAGUAGCAGGCAUGGAGUGGCUGAUAGAGUUAGCAAUUGAGGGGCAUACGUACGCACAGACUGAGCUAGGCAAUCGCCUUUGUCAAGAUUCCUCAGUAUUUUGUAACUAUGAAUUGGCGAUGCACUUGUUUAAAAGAGCGGAAAAGCAUAACGGUAAUAGCAUAGCCCAGUAUGGAAUAGGAAAUAUGUAUAAACAAGGCUGGGGUGUUGUAAUAGAUUAUGAUAUUGCGUUCAAAUGGUUUAAAAAGGCUGCAAAACAGAAGAAUUCAAAAGCACAACAUGCACUGGGAAGAAUGUACGCUGAAGGCAAAGGCAUACUACAAAACUGGAAGAAAGCCGUAUAUUGGUACAAGACGUCUGUAGGAACUGAUGAUAAUCCAGAGGCUCAGUAUGAUCUUUCACAAUGCUAUUACCAAGGUCAAGGUGUUCCAGAAAACACAAGUUUGGGGUUAAAAUUACUUAAAAAAUCGGCGGAACAAGGAAAUAGCAAGGCCCAAGAUAGACUUCGUAAGAUGUAUGACAAAGGAGAGUUUACAGAAACGAAUUCGCGUGAAGAGUUGGCGUUGCUUCUAAAACCUGCUGAAAAUGAUGUAAACAGUGAUUCUUUAUACACCAUUGGAAAGAUGUUUCACAGUGGUUCUAUUGUCAGAGAGAAUUUCGUCUUAGCUUUUGAGUACUAUGCGAGGUCAGCUGAAAAGGGCAACAAAGGUGCCAUCGAAGGAUUGAAACAAUUGCAACUAGAUGAAAGUAUAGCUUCUGUAAACAAGGGUCCAGACGACAUAGAUUUUAUAUUAUCAUCUUUAAAAAUUAUUUCCAAUCAAAAUACUGCUGCACAGAGAAAAAUUGAUAAAGCCAUAUUCUUCCGUGUGGAAAACACCCGUAGCGCUAUUCUGCUCGAAACUGAAGAGAGUCCCAAGUUUUUCCAUGUAGAAAAUACGAAAACUACCGUGAUCAAUAACAAGGACGAAGGAACCCACUUUUUUCAUGUGAAAAAUGCCAAACCUGCCAUCGCUAAAACCAGAUCAAGAGCUUCCCUGUUCUCCCGUAUCACUAAAGUUAGAUAAUAAAAGCCAAUAUUAGUCAUAGCUCAACAGAUAAAAAAUAAG